Pezoporus occidentalis (night parrot) is the source of this 5760-nucleotide messenger RNA. RefSeq names its product protein adenylyltransferase SelO-like. The record is from RefSeq and is a predicted model, not a curated record. NCBI's taxonomy places the organism in Eukaryota, Metazoa, Chordata, Aves, Psittaciformes, Psittacidae.
GGUAAAGAGUCAGGUUUUAAUUGUUUCUGAAGUAUUUUGAUUGGAUUUAAGAGAAAAGGUAUUAAGAAUAAUAUGAUUACUUGUUUUUAAAAACAUUUCUUGACUCUUUCAUGUUUGCAGAUCCUUUUCCAAUUGAUGUGAUCCAGGCAAAUGAUGUGAUCCAGGUGAGGCGUUGCAUUUUUUCAGUUGUCUAUCCUACACCCUUUAAAUCUAGAGUUCAUUUUGUAGCUGUUUCAAAGGAAGUUCUUGAAAAUAUAAUGUCUCUCAAAGGGACAUCUGAUUUUCUUCAGUUUGUCAGUGGUGGGAAAGUGAUAGUUGGGUCUCUUCCAUUGGCCCAUAGGUAUGGGGGCCAUCAUUUUGGCAGCUGGGCAGGUCAGCUGGGUGGAAGAGCCCACUUGAUCGGAGUAUAUUCAAGUAGGUGCAUGCACUUAAAAGGGUCAGGAAGGACCCCGUGCUCCAGGAAUGGCAAUGGAAGAGCUGUGCUUUGUUCUUUUAUGUGAGAGUUUUUGUGUAGUGAGGCCAUGCACUAUCUUGGAAUUCCUACAGGCAGAGCUGCUAUCUUAGUUGUAAGUGGUGGUGAUGUGUGAAGAGACCAGCUUCAUCAUGGAAAUAUUAAGAAAGAGGAAGGUGCAAUAGUGCUACAUCUUGCCAAAUCAUGGUUUUAUACAGGAUCCUUAGAAAUCUUAGGUCAUUCUGGGGGAUUGGCCUUACAAAGGUUUGGAUUUAAUCUUCAUAGUAACUAUAUUAUUUUUCUUAACAAUCAAUGGGAUAAGUAUGUUGAAUUUUUCUCUGCAGUCGUCUUGGAGACUGCAGAUCUGAUUGCAUUGUGGAUGUCUGUGGGGUUUGCACAUGGUGUGUACAAUACAGAUAACUUCAGUUUAUUAUCCAUAACAAUAGACUAUGAUCCAUUUGGAUUUAUGGAUUCUCAUGACCCAAAUCUUGUUCCAAACACGUCUGAUGAUGAAAGGAGGUAUAAAAUGGGAAACCAGGCAAAUGUUUUGCUGUUUAAUCUAAGCAAGCUGUUACAAGCUCUAAAACCUUUAUUGGAUCCCAGGCAAAAGCAGCUAGCUUCCCAGGUUUUGAAGUAGUAUGGUGACCGCUAUUACAUCCAUAUGCACUUUACAGAACUAUUUAAAACAAAUAUGGGUCUUGGGGAGAAUGAGGAUGAUAAUUAUUUGAUUGCUUUCCUCCUAAAACUUAUGGAAGAUACAAAGGCUGACCUCACAUUGAAAUUACUUUUCAAUGUAAAUGUCAUUGAAAUAAUAUUUCGACAGCUCAGUGAAACUACUGAAGACCAGUUAAAGGAGCUCCACAUUCCUGAGGAGUCCUGGACUCCCCGGGAUCUGGGUAAACACAAGUUAUUUUCAGAAUGGGUUACUAUGUACCUCUUGAGAUUGAAUUGGAACUGGAUGGCAGAAUCAGCAGUGCAAAAACCUAAUUUGAAUGAUUUCUCAGAGGUUUGUCUGCUACAGCAGAUCUUACAACACCCCUUACAGAGACAGCAGGCUGCAGUGAGAGCAGGUUUCCCAGCUUGGGCCAAGGAUCUUAAAGUGAGCUGUUCAUCCUGAGAGAAAACUGACCAAGCAAGAAAGAUGAUCGAGAUAGACUGAAGCUCAGGCCUUCAAACAGGAUCAGUGGAUCAAGCCACAGGAACUUUUCUCCCUUACACUGUGUGGACUGAAAUCUGGUACUCUGCUAGCCAAGACAAAGUUGUCUUAGCAACUUUAUAAAAGAUUAGAGAAGGGGACCACUAUGUAUGGUUGCAUCAACAAAUUAUAUUGGCGUUUAUAACUCUGCCUUUUCUCUUCAGUUGUGCAUUUAUUUGAGUCCCAAUAUUUAAGUUCUCCCAAGCCGUCACACUUAACCUCUCAGAGUUCAUGGCUGAUCAGAUAUGUACAAGCAAAACAGCAUGUUGUGAUGAAAUCUGUGAAUGCCAGCAUUACCACCUGCAGUGGAACGAGUUACACUGCACCUAAGUGAUGAUUGGAAGGUGAAUGUAUUUGUGCCUGCAGGGUAAAUACAGCACCACUACAGCUUGGACCCUGGUUUCCAGUUAGGUGAAAGGAAAGAACUCUGUGCUGAACCAAACAUCUGUUUAAGAUAAUUUUGUGUGUGAGCCAAACAUGACUGCCUGUACAUCUUCACCUCAUGGAGUAACUGUAUUCUCUUCCCUUUACUGAUCAAUGCAGUACUGGUAUGUGGUGACAAACCGCUGCAACUCAAAAGAUGACCAAGAUGCCAGGCUGCCUACUUGCCUGAGACCGAGUAUCCUCUCUAAGAGGCUGAAGGAAUCUGGUUCCCCUACUACAGCAGAGAAGGCUGUCAGGGGGUUUCCUGAGCCACAUGGGGGUUUUCUGUGUUUAGGUUCUUCAGUGGACUUCUCCUCCAGGUACUGCAGCUUUUUAUUGAGCCCAAAGAGAGUUCUGGCAUCCACAACAUCUUGUAGAAGAGCCACCUCUGAACCUGACUGCUGCUAGCUGUGUAUGAUACUGCUGUUUUGGAAGAGACACUGUAUGGCUGACCCCUAUCCACACCUCUCCGUUGCCACUCCUGAGCUUAGAUCUGCAUCAUAUUCCUGGCAAGUUGUCUCUUUUCCAGCCUACAAGCUUCAAGCCUCUGCAGUCAUUCUUCAAGUCAAAGUCAUUCCUUGCCUUCGCGUAUCAUUGUUGCUCCUCUUUGAUCCUUUUCCAAGCUUAUAAUAUCGUCUUUGAAAGGAGAGGACCAGAAUAGCACAGGUGAAAGAAAACCACUGACUUGUGCCAUGGUAUGGCAGUGUUUGCUGUUUUAUCAUCUAUGCCUUUCCUGAUCAUUCCUAAUGCUUGAUUUACAUCUCUGAACACCACCGAGCACUGAACCGCAGCCAUACAAUGGCCUUCCGGAGUUCUUCAGGCUGCCCUUUCCUCACUGAUCUGAAUAAUGUACCAUCAUCAGCAAGCUUCCUCACCUCACUGCCUAUUAAUAUUUCGAGACUGUGGGGUUCUCACCACCCUGAGAAGGGCACUGCCAGUGAACAAGGCUAGAGUACCCCAUGCCGAACAACAUGGGAGUUAUUUACUGCCUGCCUUCCAGCCUAUCUUUUACUAACUAUUGUCUCCACUGGGCAAUCAAUCUUAACUACUGGCAUUCACCAGUGGGGCCUAUUCCAAAUUACCCCAAUCAGUUCCUUGAUUAAAUUACUCCAAUCAGUAACCAUGAUUAAAUGCAGAGUCGCAAGUAUAUUCUGUCAGUUAGGGACCAAACUAGCUAGCUGCUGAACACCCCGUUCUCACAAGUGAAGUUCUACACCUCAAAGCUGUGCAGAUCUUCACUUUGUAACAACUAAGAAGCGCACUGCCUUUCACUUCGCAAGAAGCAGCAGCAGCAGCACUGGCUCUCUUUUUAUGUGCUAACUUUAACACUGACACAGAAACCACACCUUUGUACUGGCCCCAUAGCCCACUGAGGUUGACUGGAAAUACCUCCAUUACCUUUCCUAGACUUUGGAUGAGCUCUAAGAAGCAAUGUUGCAUGGGGCCAGUGCAGAGGCUGCCUACUGCACCUGUGUGCAAGGCCAGACCACGGGACCAAACACCAGCAGCAGCAAGCUUAACACUGAAGGUUUAUACCUGUAAAAGAUUAUUAGCAAGUGGCUCAGAAGGAGGCAUUUGGCUUCCUGUGUUUUCUGAUGCCCGAGGCAUGCUACUUUGAACUGGGAAGUACAGUGUUUCUGCCAAGAACUGUCACACCCCAGCCUCACUCGGGAAGAACUGUACCAUAGUGAAAUACUUUGGCAGUACAAAUGGCUGCCAACACUGACCUUUACAAGCUCAACCUUCCACUAAAAACAUCAGGUCACAUGCAAAGUCUAUUAGAUAGCACACAAAAAUUCUGACUCAGGAUAAUCAAUGCAGAGAAGAAUCAGGACAGCUGAAAGCCCCUGGAAAUGACUUGGUGUGAAGAUCCAUGUGAACCGAGUUCUUCCUGUGUUUCAGGAUAGUUGCUCAGUACAGUACACAGACCUACGAGCUGCAGUCACUAGGCAAGUCUGGUUUUGCUUAUCUAAAUUCAGAGCCCCUUUAAUAACCUCUCUGUGGGACUAACAGAGAUCAUAACAGUAUCAAGCCUCACAGUGAUGUGAGAAAUACUGUAGUUUGAGGCAAAAUAACACUGACCUCAGUAUGCCACACCUUAUACAUCUCACACAUAGAGACAGAUAAAUCAUUUUGUUACAUGGUGCAUAUACCAUGUCCUGAAAAGGUCAUUAAAAUCAUCUGACAGCAAAGUGAAAACAUCUCCUCUGGAAAGGCUUAGCACCUUUGCCUCCAAAACAUGCAGCACCAACAUGAAUUCUGAAAGAUAACUGGUUAAAAAGCAACCACAGAGAAGUCAGAGUUUGAAUGAAAAGUGGCAAUAUGCAAGCAGAAACAGAAGCCAGAAUUUUUCUCACAGAAAAAAAAAUGGAACAGCGCUUUGAAAUAAUACACUGUAUUAAAAUGCAACAUAAUUUGACUACGGCAAACUUUUUUCUCCGUCAGUGUCACAACUCUCAGUACUGAUGACUUAGUUGCAUCAUGGGGCCUGAGUUUUGGAAUUGUUGGUUCUUUCCAGUUACAUAUUAAGGGCUGAGCACCUCAAACACCAGGCAGCAAAAGGAUGUGCUAUGCUCCACCUGGAAAAGCCCUGAAAAGGUUUGGAACAGGAUCUAGUGUUCUCUAACCCACUGUCUCCUCUCUGAGCAUCACUGUCUAGAGAUAAAGAAAGCAGAAACACUUGUGGAUAUAAAAAGCUUUUUUUUUUGGAUAAGUUUCAAAAAAAUAUUUGUGCACAGAUUACAUUUUCAGAUAUAAACUCUCUGCCUAAGGAAGAAAAAGAUAAGAACACAUUGAAAACCUGAAGAAAUGAGAACUGAACAAUGUGUUUCUAUGGUUUGUGCCAAAACAAACGACUACAGGCCAAGUGUGCAUGAAAUCAGAGAUUAUCCCAAUGAAACGUUCUGAAACGUUCUUUUGCUUUGCCUUCUUCCUAUCCCAAAGAUGAAAAUUGAACUGACAUUACUCAGCAUCUCAUUGGAUUCCUUGCCCCAAAAUAUAUGGAUCAUUGCUCAGUCUCUGAGGCAGAAACAACAGCCAGAAGCAUAAAGAGUGACUAAUCUUGGAUCAAAAGCUUUGGCUUUAGGCCAAAAUAGUCAAUGUUCUUGGAUACCUUAUAUGCGUUCUAGUGAUGAACUUGGUCUAUGUUGAGUUAGCUUCUCAGAAAAGCUGAGACUCCUCUGGCUCCCAUGACUGCAAGUAGAAUUAAUACUCAGAUCCUUUUAAAAACCAUACUCAAGUGGUUCAAAUUUGCCACCUCCUAGUAAACUUGGUCAAAUUCUGAUGCAGUCCUUGCAUUAAAAUGACCAGCCUUAACUGACCUUCUAAAGACAUGUGUGAACUGUACAGAUAAAAAAGCAACUGCCCUAGUCUAAGGAAAUUAUUCUUUUAGCUUACAUUUCUCUAAUGACUGAGGCAAAAUGUUUAGGUUAUUACAAACAUAUGUAGCAGCCAAUGUAACCAAACAGCACUGCUUUACACAGCAAGUAUUUUCCAAAGCUAUUAUAAUCCAUUUCUCACUGUACAUUCUCUGUCCAUAUUCUCCCCAUUGUUUAUGCAUUAAUCUUGCAAAACUGUGUGCAUGCAUUAUGACUGUAAUCUUGUAUGUCUGAAAGUGUUCUGUAAUAAAGAGUAUUCCUGCUUUUGCUUUUUUAGUUUAUCUGGAAAUGUAUUUUACUCUGCAAUAUUUGAC